AUGCCACAAUCUGCAUUUCCGGCUUCACGACAGGACUUUGUCGCAAAAGUGAGAUUUUUGAAUGACCUCCCUCCACCGCCAUGCCCCCCUAAAAUGAUAGACCUACAGUCAUCAUUGAAAGGUGACCCUCUGACAUUCUCUGCGCUCCUUUCAUCAGUUUUCCGCAAAGACCACUUUAGUAAUCUAGUGACUUUGGACGACGAAUUGGGAUUACAUAUGAGUUUGCUAGAAAACCCCAAGUGUAUUGAAGAAAACACAUUGUCACCAAUAACUGCACUAGCACCAGAUUUUGGUAACAAUUCCAUGCUUCAUCCUGAAGACAAAAUUCUACUAACAGAUCCAACAAAAACCGUUGCUUCUAAGGAGGACAGCGUCAGCUUCUUACGCAGGACUCAAUACAUUUCCUCCGACCGGACAUCAGCACGUAUGCCCUCAUCUUCGGAUUCAUCCUUGUCCAAGUUACGCAUGAGAAAGCGUGAGGAAUUUGAUGCUAAAUCUCAGCUGCGAAAAGUUGAGAAAAUGUUUGCUCGUAGCGACAUACAUGAGAAUGUUGAAGAAAUUUUGCAUCCAUCAAAGAAGGGCCUAAGAGCCAAAAAAGUUUGGAGCUUACUGCCAGACACAUCAAUGCUAGACCAGAACUUUUAUGACAUAAAGUUUGCGAGCUCAUCCUCUUUCAGGAAAGAGCGGACGAACAAACGGAAAGCUGAAGAGCCCUCAGAUAUCACAGCACCGCUUUUCAAGCUAGUUUCUCUCAGUGACGCGACAAACUUCAUGACUUUGUACACUGCAGAUGACAACGAUUGUGACCAGGUGAACGCCUUGCUCAAAGACACUAAAGAAAACGCCCCAGCUUCGUCUCUGGAGGAAGCUAGAUUGUCAAGUAGCAAAAUAUUAACAUAUCAGAAAUUAAGGGAUUAUGACAGCAAUUCAAGAAUGAUUAGCAAUGCCGAAUUCUCUCGUCAACUAGCCAUAACCUUUGAUGAAAGGUCCUCUACUGCUUUAUUUGUUCCAAUAAAAGGGAGAAUUGAACUCAAAAAGCGCCGCAUCGACAGCUUUUUAGAACCAAAGCUUAGGGCUCUUAGUUACGAUGAAAUCAAACUUAACAUCCGGGAGCCAACUAGGGCAGAGGUUUACGAACGUGAUAUACGCAGAAGUAAUUUCGACCCCAUGGAAUUUGGCGCUGACGAAGAGGAAGCGAAUGAGGGAGCUGCAGCUGAUACACAUACUGCUUGA
Messenger RNA from Ogataea angusta, 1233 nucleotides. RefSeq lists its product as uncharacterized. Lineage: Eukaryota; Fungi; Ascomycota; Pichiomycetes; Pichiales; Pichiaceae. Gene Ontology annotation, molecular function: chromatin binding; RNA polymerase II complex binding. The record is from RefSeq and is a predicted model, not a curated record. Gene Ontology annotation, cellular component: Cdc73/Paf1 complex. Bases 1 to 1233 code for a protein of 410 amino acids. Gene Ontology annotation, biological process: transcription elongation by RNA polymerase II. The transcript has a single exon.